GGAGUACAACACUAAUACUGUUGUUUAGUUUAGCCAAAAAAGAAAAAGAGAGAGAGAGAGAAAGUUCGUGGAAGCAACCUUAUCAAAUCAAAAUCAAUCCAUUCUUAGUGCCACUCAUACUCACAAGCUCACCUUCCACCCUAAUGCUCUUCCACUUCUUCACUCUCUCUCACCCCUUUCAAGGAUAAUAAGGAAUUUAUUUAUGGGUGGAUCAAUUUCUAAACGGAGGAGCUCUAGGCAACGUUCUUCAUCCUCAAGGUCACGUCCUUUGUAUCCUCAAUAUCAAUCACCUUAUUUGCCACAACAAACCCAAGAUCAUGGAGCAAUGCAUGGGAAUCAAUUCCCACCUCAAAGCUAUGGUGGUGUUAAUCAUGCUCCCCAACAAACAAAGGGUUCAGACAAGAAGUUUACAAGGAUAGGUGAUAAUUUUAAUAGCUUAGAACAGGUAACUGAGGCUCUGGCAGGUGCUGGCCUAGAGUCUUCUAAUCUCAUUGUUGGUAUUGAUUUUACAAAGAGCAAUGAGUGGACAGGUGCAAGGUCCUUUCAAAGGAAAUGCCUGCAUCACAUCGGGCAUGAACAAAAUCCAUAUGAACAAGCUAUAGCUAUCAUUGGCAAAACAUUGUCUUCCUUUGAUGAGGAUAACUUGAUUCCCUGUUUUGGAUUCGGAGAUGCGUCAACACAUGACCAGGAAGUUUUUAGUUUCAAUGCUGAUGAUAGAUUUUGUCAUGGAUUUGAAGAAGUGUUGGCACGGUACAGGGAAUUGGUCCCUCAAUUAAGGCUUGCAGGACCCACAUCAUUUGCCCCAAUCAUUGAGAUGGCAAUCACCAUUGUUGAGCAAAGUGAAGGCCAGUACCAUGUUUUAUUGAUUAUAGCAGAUGGGCAGGUGACAAGAAGUGUUGACACUGAGCGUGGGCAAUUGAGUACACAAGAAAAGAAAACUGUAGAAGCUAUUGUGAAAGCUAGUGCAUAUCCCCUGUCAAUCAUAUUAGUUGGAGUUGGAGAUGGGCCAUGGGACAUGAUGAAAGAGUUUGAUGAUAACAUACCUGCCCGAGCAUUUGAUAAUUUUCAGUUUGUGAAUUUCGCAGAAAUAAUGUCAAAGAACAUGGACUGGUCUAGAAAGGAAGCUGAGUUUGCACUUUCUGCCUUGAUGGAAAUACCUAUCCAGUACAAGGCAACACUAGAACUUAAUAUAUUGAGCGCUCGGAGAAAGAACGAUAUACACAGGAUUCCUCUGCCGCCACCUCAAUAUGGCACAUCUUCUUUCAACUCCCCAAAAACUUCCCGUCAAAACAGUUUUCGCCCCAGUGCACCAUCUCACAAACAUGGUGUUGACACGAACACACAUGCAAGUUCUGCUUCUGAUAAUCAGUGUUGUCCUAUUUGUCUCUCCAAUCCUAAGGAUAUGGCUUUCGGUUGCGGUCAUCAGACAUGCUGCGAGUGCGGACAAGAUCUUGAGUCAUGCCCCAUUUGCAGGAGUACCAUUGAUACUCGAAUAAAACUUUAUUAGACUAUAUCUCUGAAAACUUGUGCAUGUUUUUUGGUGUUGGGGUAUGGAACCUAGUUUUCUGCAAGUUUCUUGAUGACUGUGGUGGGAGGAUGGGUGGAAAAGGGUUGCUUAUUAGCUCCCCCAUUGUAAAUAUUUUUGGCAUUACAUUCUCAAGUCCAUGAUAUGAGCGCAUUUUUUAUCAGUGUUGAUUCUCCAUUGUUAUAUUUAUUUUGUGGAAAUUUAUCAAAAUAAUUUUCCAUGC
Cicer arietinum (chickpea) is the source of this 1748-nucleotide messenger RNA. Its product is annotated as E3 ubiquitin-protein ligase RGLG2-like. Gene Ontology annotation, molecular function: ubiquitin-protein transferase activity. The record is from RefSeq and is a predicted model, not a curated record. Gene Ontology annotation, cellular component: nucleus. NCBI's taxonomy places the organism in Eukaryota, Viridiplantae, Streptophyta, Magnoliopsida, Fabales, Fabaceae. Gene Ontology annotation, biological process: protein ubiquitination.